GCCCUGUUGGCGUCUCUUUUCCGGCCCGAUGUUCUUUCCCUUCCGACUCUCUUUUCACAUCACCUGUGUCCGUUUUCGCUCCACGUGUGGGGUUUGAAUUCGUGCUCCCAGCUGCUUCAGCGUUCCUCGUCUUUCGGACGAAAAUGUCGUCGACUUUCGAGCAGAUGAAAGCGAACGUGGCCAAACUCUUGCGAGGAAUCGAUAGAUACAACCCAGAAAACUUGUCCACGUUGGAGCGUUAUGUGGAGACGCAAGCCCGAGAAAACGCAUACGACCUGGAGGCCAACCUGGCCAUUCUGAAGCUGUACCAGUUCAACCCAGCCUACUUUCAGACCAAUGUGACUUCCCAAAUCCUGCUCAAGGCACUUACCAACUUGCCCCACACGGAUUUCACGCUAUGCAAGUGCAUGAUCGACCAGACACACCAGCAAGAGGAGCGCCCCAUCAGGCAGAUCCUCUACCUGGGAAACCUGCUGGAAACUUGCCACUUCCAGAGCUUCUGGUCAAGUCUUGAGGAGAACCGGGAGCUCAUCGAUGGAAUUACUGGCUUUGAAGACUCGGUCCGCAAGUUCAUUUGCCAUGUGGUGGGCAUCACCUACCAGACGAUAGAGCGCCGCCUGUUGGCCGAAAUGUUGGGAGACCCAUUGGACACACAGGUCAAGGUGUGGAUGAACAAGUAUAACUGGACAGAGACGGAGGAUGGACAGAUCUUUGUCUUCAACCAAGAGGAGAGUGUCAAGCCCAAGAACAUCGUUGAGAAGAUCGACUUUGAGAGCGUGUCGAGCAUCAUGGCCACAUCCCAGUGACACACACAUACAUAGAGUAAACACGGUCAUUUACACACUUUUACACACAAUAAAAUAAAUUAUAAUUUCCA
Messenger RNA from Hippocampus zosterae (dwarf seahorse), 877 nucleotides. RefSeq names its product eukaryotic translation initiation factor 3, subunit K (gene eif3k). The coding region runs from base 144 to 806 and encodes 220 amino acids. The record is from RefSeq and is a predicted model, not a curated record. NCBI's taxonomy places the organism in Eukaryota, Metazoa, Chordata, Actinopteri, Syngnathiformes, Syngnathidae. Gene Ontology annotation, cellular component: cytoplasm; eukaryotic translation initiation factor 3 complex. Gene Ontology annotation, molecular function: translation initiation factor activity; ribosome binding. The transcript has 8 exons. Gene Ontology annotation, biological process: regulation of translational initiation.